UUUAUUUAAAACUAGACAAUUGGCUAUCCUGGGGCUAGUUGUGAUUUUUGGUCUGCACUGAUUGCGCCACUGGAGUCUGGAUGUGGUGUGUGGAACGUGAUAACGUUUGUUAGCCGACACGCAAAUGUGUUGUCGGCUGAGAAGAAUUCGGCACCUCAGCUUUCGAAUCUGAUAACGACGGUCGUGCAUCCAGCUCGAUUAAUCCAGUCCUGGGCAAAUAAGCCGGAUCGACAUGGAAGCGGUCGAGGAGAGCGAGCCCAACGUUCUUCGCGAGAUCGCGAAUGACGAGGAGUUGGCACAAAUACCGAGGGAAUUAACAAGGCGGAUCCAUGCGCAUUUUAAUGCAAAAUUCGAGGAGUUCAUAACCGCCAAGGCAGUUUUCGAGACCAACCGAAAAUGCUUGGAGCAAAAUUUGGAGAAGGCGCAGAAGGAACUCGCCGAGCAGAAGUUUGAUCUCGACGAGUGCAGAGGAAAGUUGGAGCUAGAGGAAAACAGCAAUACGGAAGUAUGUAGCAAUCUUAAGGAAGUGAAAAUUGAACAGCACAAAUUACAGGAAUCUGUCAAACGGUUGGAAAAGGAAAACAGCGAAUUACGCAGACAGAAAGACGCAGUUACGGAUGAGGCUAAUGCAUUGCAACUGCAAGUUGAAAGACGGGAUACGGAAGUUGAAAGAAUGCGUACCGAAUUGUCAUCUUUAAGCUCUCAGCUUCAAACUGCCAUUGCAACCAAGUGCCAAACUCUAGCUCAGACGGAAGAAAUUCGCAGCCGAGAAAUGACCUUGGACUUCAAGGAGAAACGACUGGAUCAAGAACGAGUGCUUCUCUCACAACAGAUGGCAGGCCUGGAGGAAGAGCUGGGCAAGAGGACCUCUGAACUUCAGACAGCGAGAUCCGAAUCCUCUGCCAGGGCCCUCUUAAUCGAUACGAAACUGUCGCAGCGCGAGGAAGAGUUGAGAAUAGCCAACGAAGCCAAUUCCCAAUUGCGAGAAUCGGUUUCCGCCAUUCAAAAGCAAUGCGACGAACUGGCUCAGAAAGUGGAGCAGCAGCGAGCCCACGAGAUCGCUAUAAAUGAUUCUUAUCAAAAAGAAAUUAACGCGCAGAAAAAUCUCGCUAGUCUGUACGAGUCGAUGAAGGACGAUGCCAAUGCCAAGGCCGAGGAGAUCUCUAAUGCAGCAAGCGAACUGCAGAAAUUAGUGGAUAGCACUGCGGAAGAGUAUGGAAUUUUGGAGACAAAAUACAAUCAGUUACUGCUCCAGCACAAGCAGGAUAUCGAUGACAAAGAGCAAAACAUCCAGGAAUUGUCAAAAGAGCUGGAACAUGCCAAUGAAUUGCUGAAGAAUAUCCAGCAAGAGAAAUUGAAUCAAGCUGUAGAACAGUUGGCACCUACAGCAGCUAUAACCAGUCGAGUGCUACGAAAAGGUCUGAGCCUCACCCAGAUUUAUACCCAAUUAGUCGAUGUCACCAAUGAAUUGACCUUGGAGAGAGAAGAAAAUGAGCGCCUCAAGUCUCAAAUGGAGGUGAUUCUUCGCGAGUUGGAGCAAAAGGCGCCAUUACUGCAACAACAACGUCAAGAUUAUGAGACGGCUAUGGCAAAUAUCGCAUCGUUGACAAACAGGCUGGACGAACUCCUCGCGGAGAACCAGCGUCUUCAUGAAAAUUCCGAUGAGGCUAACCGCCUUGCCAAGCAUCACACUACAGAAAAUCAAAGGCUGAAAGCUGAAUUGGCUGACUUGGCUAGACAAGUGUGUUAUCUGCUUAAAGAAGUUCAAGAAUGUCGCACGGGCACUCGCAUGGAAACUAGAGAUCUAUCUUCCUCCAUCGACACGGAUGACAUCUUAUCGUCGCAGAUUAUCACCAAGAAAUUGGUUACCUUUAAGGAUAUUGAGGAACUGCAGGAGAACAACCAGAAGCUCUUGGCAGUUGUCCGCGCGUUGUCAUCCAGACAAGAAGAAAUCGAACGGGCCACUGACGAAAUAAAUUCGGGCGAGAUGAAGGAGAAGCUGGAUCGUUAUAUGGAGCAGUUAACAGAGAUGCAGGCUGCGCAAGAUAGGCAGUCGAAGAUGCUGGAUGGUCUUUUGAAGCAGAGAGAUUUGUACAAAAACAUGUAUCAACAGGCGAAGAAUUCCAGUGAGAAAAAAAAAGAGGAGGUGGAAAAAGAUAUCGAGGAGGACGAAUCCAAACUGGGAGAGAAAUCAAAGACAACGAAAAGUGAUGAAGAAAAAGAGAAAUUGUUUAGAAAGCUAAAGGAGGCUGAGGAUAAAUUUAAACAUGUUUCGGAUGAGUAUGAGAUAUAUCGAAAAGAACGAACAGCUCAUGAAAAGAUGUUGAGCGAGGAAGUUGAGAGACUUAGGAAGGAAGCAGAAGCAAAUUCGGCGAGGUGUUGCAGACUGAGAGCACAGUUGGACUCGGCGAACGAGAGAUUUUCACUUUUGCAGGGCAAUGUCGCUUCUUAUAAGACCCAAAUCAAGGCACUCGAAGAGAAAUGCACCAAUUACAACAUCACCAUCAGCAAACAUGAGCAGAGUAUCAUGAUUCUAAAAGACGAGACGCUCGCCGCUCAAACUCGCUUAUCCCGAGCGGAAGUUCAGUCGGAAAAUCUUCGUCAGGAACGUCAACUUCUGCGAGACUCUGAGGGACGUUUGCUAAAGGAGCGAGAGAUCUUCCAAAGGGAAAGAAAGACUCAAGCACUGCUCAAGGCGGAUAUGGAGUCUAUUAAGGCCAGUUUAGAGCGAGUUCAGGCUGAAGGGCAGCUUAGGGCUGAACAGAGACUCGACGAUGCCAACAGGGAAUGCGCUGCUCUUCGACGCCGUCUUCAGGAAGAACAGGAUCGCUUCAGGGAAUUGGCAGGUCAUUUAGAGAGACAAUUGAUGACCGCUCAAGAGAGAUUAAAAGAAGAACACGAGUUGAGUGAGAGAUUGAAGACGGAUCUGGAUCAAGUAAGAGAAACUGAGACUCAAUAUAGUCAGAAAAUUGAUCAAUUAACCAGUAAAUUGAAACAAGUAGCCGCCCAUUCCAUCGCUAAGCCCUUGACAGGUGAUGAAAAUCUUAUAAAGAGAGUAAAAGAGUUGGAGAUGCAACUGAAUAGCUCUCAGGUCGAAGCGAAGUCUCUCUCUGAACAAUUGAAGGCAGCUAGACAGCAAAGCCAGCAGUAUUGCGAUAUUGCUGAGAGUGCUGAAACGCAGUUGAGAGAGUUAACAGCCGAAUAUAACAAAUGCAAAGAAGAACUGGAGAACGCCCUGAAAGAAUCACGUGUAGAGAUCAUUUCAUUGCAGAAGAGAGUAAAGGACCUGGGUGAUGAUCUGGCAAGAAUGUCAAAUGGCAGACAAGAAACCGACUCAGAAUUAAGAGACAGACUGGCCGAUGCUGAAAGGAAGGGCGAAGAGGUGGAUGAGUUGAAGGGUGAGUUGGAAUUAAUGAAGAGCGAUCUGAAAUCUAUCUCUAUCACGGCCAAAGAAACGGAGGACAAAUAUGCUAGAGAAAUGAUGCAGCAUUCGUCCGAUUUGCAGAUUUUAACAAAGUUGAAAGAGGAAACUCAGCAAGUUCAACAGCGACUUGAUAUGCUGACCCAACAGCGGAACGCAGCAGUGGAAGCUCUGGAAGCUGAGAAAUCAGCCUCAAAAGAAAGAGAGCAGAAGUUCAUCAACGAGCUCGAGGAAACCCAGAAGAGAAUUGUAGAUCUCGAUACGCAGAAUGCACUUUUGCACAAUCAGCUUCAGGAGUUGGGCGACCGAGUAUCCAUCAUGCAGAGUCAGCAGACCAAGAUAAGUGGAAGGGAUAGUCCUGAUACCAGCCUGGAAUCUCUAAACAAGAGUUUCAGCUCUGUAGAGGAAGAUUCCAAUUCCGUUAAACAAUUGUUAAGAGUUAUACAUUAUCUAAGAAGAGAGAAGGAUCUGGCCUUAGCUAAAUUCGAUGUUCUCAGAACUGAAAAUCUUAGGUUGAAAUCACAGGCCGAGGUGGUGGAAAAGCGGUUGAAGGAAACCGAGACGAUGUUAAAUUGUGAACGAGAAAAGUCCGAAAUCGAAGUAAUGACCACAUCCAAACAUGCAGAAUUAUUGCGCAAAGUAGAGACCUUAAAUGCCAUCACGGAUUCUAAUCGAAUUCUUCGGGAAGAGAGAGAUAAUCUUAGUGCAAAGGUUAACGAGCUUGUAGCCAAAGUAAAUGCUUUAUCGGAGGAAGUAGUACCGCUUCGAGAUAUUUCCAGAGAUAUGACAGCUAAAACGGAAGCUUUGACAGAGGAAAACAACAGUUUGAAAGGCGAGGCAACUAGAUGGAGGCAAAGAGCGAAUACAUUAUUGGAAAGAGCGAAUAAGGCCAGCCCUGAGGAUUGGCGACGACUUCAAACAGAAAGAGAGAACCUGAGCAAGCUGUUAACGUCGGAGAGAGAGACUCAUGCAAAGAGAACUGAAGAAUUUAAUCAAGUGAAAACAGAGAAGACGAAACUCGAGGAGCAACUGCAAAUCCAAGAUGAACAAAUGUCGCGAGCAUCGGAAGAAGUCCGUAAACUAGGUCAAGAGCUCAACGAGGCACUAGCCGAUUCCUCUUUGAAGGCAAAGGACUUGGCUUCUCUUAAAAAGGAAUUGAGCGAUAAAGAGGCGGUUCUUAAUGAUAUCAGAAAUAAGGAAAUUCAGAUCCGCAAAAUAGCCAAGAAGUAUAAAACGCAAUUUGAGGAACUCGCCCGAACCGUUGAGGAAGAGAAAACUCGCAACGAGGAAACGAGAAACGAGGACGCUUCCAGCGCCAUAACGCAAGAGCGUGAGGAUCAACUGCGGGAGGAAGGUCGUCAGGAACUUCGUCAAGCGAACAUCGAGCUCACGACGAAGAUAGAUGAAGUAACUCGCCAAAUAACAGUGGCUCAAAGCGAGGCCGAUAAUCUGAGAAAGGAAAUCGAGACCAUGAAUCGCAGCAGUAUAGAGAAGGAGGACAGAGCAAAGCAGGUCCUUAAGGGCGCCAGAACGAAAAUCAUGCAGUUGACCGAAUCCAAAAAGAUCUGCGAAAAAGAGUUAAUGGAUUUAAAAUCGAGGCUAGAAUCCGCAGGAGGCAGUACAGGAGUUCAAGGGGAUCCUGAUGCAGAGCACGACGCGCGAUUGGUAGCAUUGAAAUCGCAGAUGGAAGGUCGUAUCUCUAGAUUGGAGCAUGAAAAGUCGGAGAUACAGGCAGAGAAGGAAGCGCUUUUGCAGCGAGUCGCGCAACUCCAGAGACAGCUGUCAGGAGUAAGUGGGGUAAGCGCAACCACGGAGCCGCCAACAGCAAAUAUUAAACCGAUGUCAGCUAGAGCUGAAACACCACUGGCCAGUAUCAGACCAAUGAGCGUGGUGGUGCAGUCGCGAACAGCUGCCGUUUUACCGACUACAGCUGGUGCGCCGGUCAUGGUUGCGCCACAUCAGAUGCAGCAACAACAGGUUGUGCAUACUACGGAGACAAGCUCGCCGACUAGCAGUUUGACCGACUUCCAGCCGGCAAGUACCAGUACUUCUUCGCAGAGUGCACAAACUAGCGGUCUUCGUCAGUUGGUGGUACAACCCCAGUUGAGUGAAUCGGCGGAAUCGACACAAAGAGAAGAUCCAGAAAGUGCGGAGACACUUAACUUACAGUCGCAACAGCAACAAUGUCAGCAGCAACAGCAGCAGCAGCAACAAACAGUGGCGCUGGUGAGUCCUAGAGUGGAGCAGCAGCAGCAGCAGCAGCAGCAGAUCACUGUCAGCGAUCAGCAACAGACAGUGGCAAGCAGCUCCACUCAGUCCGUUAGUACUUCUCAAGCUUCCACGGGGCUCAAGAGAACACGAGGUCUAGACUCAACCGCCUCCGGUUCAGGGAUAGUCGAAGGAUUGGACCAUGGACGUCAAGAGCAAGUGCAGAGUCCGAAAACUAAGAGAAGUAGACAGGAUAUUAGCGCGACUGCAAGCGCUAGUGCUUCGGAAGUAGAGUAUCAGGUUCCCACGUCAAGUCAGAGAGAUCAAGAUGAAGAAGUAGAAGAAGGUUGUGUAGUAGUGGUAGACUGUGAUGAGGGUGAAGGCGGAGGCAACCAUCAAGCACAGGAAGAAGAGGAAUUUGACAACGAUACGUAUGAAGAGAUAGAGGAAGAAGAAGAAAUGCCGUAUGAGGUCGAAGUUGAGGUUGAGCGAGAUAAUAACGAGGUAGAGAUUAUUAUGGAGGAGGAUUCCACCAGCGUCGAGAUCCCUCGACAAGGUCAAGCCAUUAUUCCUACAAAUCAGCAACAAUCUGAAGCUAUCAGUAGUGCGGGACCGACUGGAGAACCCGCUACAUCUUUCACAGCAAGGCCUAGAGGUAUCGCGCCAAUGCCCAGACAGCAACAACAGCAGCAUCUUCUUCUGCCACAACAAGGUUAUGAAGAUGGUGGCGACGACUGCAUUGUACCAAGCACUCCUACUCUUUUCGUUCCUCGUCGCGAUGGUUUCGGUGAAGCUGUGAGUUCUCCGCAGGUACCACAAGGUCGUUUCACUUUUGGCGACUCUUCGGCACCUACGACAGCUUCCUCGACACCAUCCCUGACAACGCCUACAGGCUCUACUACUAGAAUUUUUGGUUCAACCAAUUCUGCUGUAGUUCAGGUCGUCCAAGAGAGUCUGGACGAUGGUAGAAUGGAUUUAGCACAACUAGAGGAUAGUGGAACUGGUCGUAGCGUUCCCACGACACCUCUUCAAGUUUCCCCAGCUGCGGAUUUGCCUCCUUCGACCAGUAGCGGCCAAUCUGAAGAACAAGAGAGCACCGUGACGCAUGUUUCUAUAACGGCCACUUCCGGAGACAAUGUCGAGGAACCUAACGUUCCCAGCAUUCGCAUCGUUAGUACUGAUGAACAGCAACGUGGUGCGACUGAAGCUACAGAAUCUAGUACAACUCCAAGUGAAGGAGUGAGCUCGGAAGGUGACAAGCGUGUGGAAGAACCAGCGACUCUGGCAUCCGGUGAGGAUGAUGCCGCGGACACGGUAGAAGCGACGGAAGAGCCGGGAAGUGAACUCGUUGAAGACGAGGUUGAAGAGGAGAAUCGCGAAGCAGAGGCAUGUCCAUCCAGCAACACUCGCCAGAGGACAUUGGCAGCCAGCCUGGCUGCUGCAGGUGACUCCAACAGUGCUAGGGGAGUAACAGUGAGAAGGUCGCCGAGGUCGCCCUUCAGGGCUGCAAGAGGCGCGAGACCCACACCGAUCGUAUGGGGAGAAACUCAAUCGGGUAGAGGACAACCCGUGAUGCGAGGGCAUGCUGCUAGAGGUGCCGCUAAUGAGGGAGGACGAGGACGAGGGACGCGAGGUCGACGAAUGCGCUCGAAAUAUCCUUAUGCCCGAUACUCGUAAUAUUGGCACAGCAUUUUCUCUAUCUUGUGUACGUCUUUUAUUCGUCGAAUAUUUUGUGUAGUUUUUAUUGUCGCUUAUGUUACGUAAGUAAAAGGAAAUCUCCAGUAAACUGAUUCAUUCAUUUAUAAUGCUUUAACGUUCCUCAACAUUUCUUGGAAAGAAAUGCGCAGUUUUUUUCAUUUGUAUGAAAAAGAAUUAAAUAAAAAAUUUAUCUUUUUAAAUCAAAUUCUUUAAGGAACAUUAAAACAUUGUUUUUUUUUAUGUGGGUUUGAAUAUCGAAAAAGGUUUUGCAAUAGUUUUGUCAUUUUUUAAAAGUACUAUAAAUAAUUAAUAAUAAGUAAUAAACUUUUGAUUUAAGAAAAUAAAGUUAGAUUUCAAUUCCUCUUCUGAA
Messenger RNA from Vollenhovia emeryi, 7697 nucleotides. It is a transcript of the gene Mgtor, whose product is annotated as nucleoprotein TPR. The transcript has 13 exons. Gene Ontology annotation, cellular component: nuclear pore. Gene Ontology annotation, biological process: mRNA export from nucleus; protein import into nucleus. Lineage: Eukaryota; Metazoa; Arthropoda; Insecta; Hymenoptera; Formicidae. Gene Ontology annotation, molecular function: structural constituent of nuclear pore. The coding region runs from base 233 to 7306 and encodes 2357 amino acids. The record is from RefSeq and is a predicted model, not a curated record.